AUGGCCCACCACCCAAACUCACCAUCCCCGUCGCCAACCCCGUCCUCGUCCUCACCGUCCCGACGGACUUUGACCGUGAAGCCCACCACCACGAUGUUUCCAGACCCACCGACCAGGGAGACGCUAGCCAGCGCGCGCCGGGCGCUCGAAGCCAAACGCGCUUCCAUACAAGCCCUGUCCGGCGAAAUUGACGCUGCAGAAAAAGCGCUGGCUGAGAUAGUGCGCGAGUCGCGGUGUGCGAUCAACCAAUUGGAGGAGGAGCGGGCGAGAUUGGUGGAGGAGGAGAUGGCGACGCUGGCGUACCUGAGUCCGUUGAGGCGGUUGCCGCAGGAGCUGGUGAGGGAGAUAUUUAUGUGGUGUUUUGAGGAACAUCCGUGUUGUGCGUGGAUAUUGGCGGCGGUGUGCACGUCGUGGCGGAGGCUUGCCUUGCGCAUGCCGCUUCUCUGGUCCAAGAUUCGCCUUAUUACGACGCCUUCGGCUUCUGCUGAUACCAUUCGACUAUGGCUCGAGAGGUCGGGCGAUGUUGUCCCUUUGGAUAUCGAGAUUUUCCUCAGAGUGGCACCACCUGCACUUCACAACCACGAUGCUGCGUCUUCGAGAAGAGGGUCGAUUAAUAGUCUGACGGGUCCUUCGAGUUCGAGCGUGCAGUGGGCAAGCCCGCCACCUAAUGCUAUCACGCCAGCGGCUUACGUCGCCCCUCAACCUACGCCACCACCGCCUGCCGCGCCCGCAAAUGGUGGCGGCACCACCACCACCACCGCCGCCAACGUCAGUGCCGGUGCACCAGGGACGACGCCGACUGUGAUCCCUCAAUCCUCAAGCCCACAUGACCCCUGGAACGUGCAGCAAACGACCGACCGCACGCCGGCUUCUGCUUCCAAGAUCAGCAUGCACUGGGGCCACAUCGCGUUCUUUUACCUUGGAGAGCAGAUGCAUCGAUGGGAACGGUUCAUUUUCAGGUUUGACAGGCAGUUCACGUCCAUGGGUGCACUCAAGUCUAUUAAUGGGGAUGCACCGCUGCUGAAAGAGUUUGAAGUGUCGAGUGCAGAGGCUGGGUUCUACGUCGAGUGGCCUUGGCUACCGAACUGUGGAGAUGGGACUCCGGUGGUGUUACCCAAACUACGGUCGGUAACGUUACAGCACACACCAUUCAAGUGGUCCUCGCCCAUGCUUAGGAAUCUCGAACAUCUGACACUGCGCGCGACUCCCACGUCGCACCUUCCCUUGGACCGGAUUCAAGGGAUCCUCAUGGCAAGCCCGGCACUGAAGACGCUAUCUAUCCAUUUCCAGGGUGUUCUGCCGCCGAUAUUAGCCAUGUCCCCGCUCACCCUGCCGGAGCUGACGGAGUUUAGUGUGGGCGGGCACUACCUCCUCACGCAACUAGUGGAUACGCUCGUCCUUCCCGCGCUCACUUCCCUCACGAUCGACAUCGAGUCGCGGGACCCGAUUGAAGAUUCGCUCUCGACGCUCCUAACAAGAUCGUGUUCGCCGCCUCUGCAGCGGUUGUCCAUCGCGUACGGCACCUCGUCGAGUGUUGCACCAUUCUACUAUGGUCCUGGCGGGAUCGUGAUUUCGUGGAACAUUCUUUCGGAAUUGACGCACCUCAGGACGUUGGAAGUGGGUGGUACGCCUUUCGAAUCGCUACUAUCCGCGUUGGGACCACCCGAUGACGACCAUAACCCACUUACGACCUGGGCAUGUCCGAACUUGGAGAACUUGUCGAUGAAGAACUGCCAUUCGCAUGGGGAGGGUGUGGCCAAGUUGGUUGGCCUGGUUGAGGCUAGGAAUCCUCCUCUCGGAGGAGGAGGGGCGGGUAGUGCGACGGGUGUUAGUGUGGGUGGUGUUGUACCUGGAAGGUUGAAGAGGUUGGAGUUGUUGGAGUGUCCGAGUUUGGGGGUUGAUGUGGUUCGGUGGCUUGCGAGUCGGAUUGAGAAUUGGGUGGAUGGUUGA
Coprinopsis cinerea okayama7#130 is the source of this 1950-nucleotide messenger RNA. RefSeq lists its product as hypothetical. NCBI's taxonomy places the organism in Eukaryota, Fungi, Basidiomycota, Agaricomycetes, Agaricales, Psathyrellaceae. The record is from RefSeq and is a predicted model, not a curated record. The transcript is spliced from 4 exons. Gene Ontology annotation, molecular function: protein binding. Bases 1 to 1950 code for a protein of 649 amino acids.